This is a messenger RNA of Aspergillus nomiae NRRL 13137, 726 nucleotides long. RefSeq lists its product as uncharacterized. The record is from RefSeq and is a predicted model, not a curated record. The transcript has 2 exons. Lineage: Eukaryota; Fungi; Ascomycota; Eurotiomycetes; Eurotiales; Aspergillaceae. The coding region runs from base 1 to 726 and encodes 241 amino acids.
AUGACCAGCGGUUUUGCUGUCCGUAAGAACGGCUCCUGCCUUCGAACUGAGACCGACUGUGGUGAAACCGUUGGCGGGUUUCGUGGCUGCUGCCCAGGAGGUACAUUCUGCCCUAUCGCCUACAACAUCGAUUGUUGCCCAAGCGGCGAAAAUUGCACGGAGUCGUUAGUGAAGGAACCAAGGUGUGCGAAUGCGACAUGGGAUUUGUAUGACAAUGGGGGAUAUUUUUGCUGUCCACACGAUACGAUAGGAUUCGCGCUGGCAGGACAGACUGACGGCUGUGCCGGUACAGGUUACUCAUUUGGUGAGCGGGAUACAAGGUUAGAAGUUAUCUCCUCAGGGACUGUUCUACCAUUUCCAUCAACAGCGACAACCUCUGAAACAUCAACAUCCACAGCCACGUCAGCUACAACUACCUCCGCGGCAGCUACCCAGACAUCCUCAUCCUCCUCGUCGUCAUCAGGUGUAGAUAAGGGUGCAGUUGCAGGUGGUGUUAUCGGUGGUGUCGCCGGUGUGGCUCUCAUUGCAGCCUUCGUUUGGCUGUUCAUGAGGCGCCGGUCACGGCCUCAGCCGGCACCUAUGCAAGGCGGGAAUGCGCCAAUUCAUGACUACAAAUACAUCUCAAAUCAGCCCGUUGAAGUGGAUGGGCAGGGGUACCGGUAUGAGCUGGAGAGUCGACAUGAUGCUCCAGCUCACGAGUUACCGGCGCAACUCCCAGGUCGGUGA